Colletotrichum higginsianum IMI 349063 is the source of this 267-nucleotide messenger RNA. RefSeq lists its product as uncharacterized. The transcript has 2 exons. Bases 1 to 267 code for a protein of 88 amino acids. NCBI's taxonomy places the organism in Eukaryota, Fungi, Ascomycota, Sordariomycetes, Glomerellales, Glomerellaceae. The record is from RefSeq and is a predicted model, not a curated record.
AUGACCGAUUCGAACGUCGUUGAGGAGGCUCUGUAUCAGGAAACGUUUGUUGCACAUCCCUGGCGGAGGGUACAGGUAGGUGCAGGGAGGGAAGCUGUUGCAGGAUCUGCGCCACGUCCGCAGAUCUGGGGUGCGCGAUGGGAGGAGAAUGUGACGGGCAGCCAGAUCAAACAUCCGUUCGCCUACGAGACCGUGCCACGAGACUUUCGCAGGCAGGACGACGAGAGCCGGUUGAUGCCUGCUCGCUGGAAUGGCCUUGCGGCGUAG